AUGAAACGUUUUGUGUCACUCAGCAAGGAUUGUUGUGUUAGAACAGUGCUGAUUUCUGUGGUCGUCACAACAGCUAUUGUGCUGAUAGUAAUUGUUGUAUCACAUUGGAAAACUAAUGUGAAGUCUACGCGGACGAAACAAGCUCAAACGGUGUGUAGUCGUGUAGAUGUUUGUUUUGUUAAUUAUUGUGGGACAAUUGUUAAACCCGCCUUGCCUUUCUGUCGUUUUGUUAAUGAUUCUAGGACAACUGUACACAAACAGUUAAUCUUUGAACACCAAUUCCUUCUGCGGGAUUUCAGUAACCGACAUUCAGUUCAGAUCUUAGCCAUUGACGAUUUCACACGGAAGUACGUCAUCUUGUGGCCAGAUAUUAAUAAACAUUAUAACUUAUACUUGGUGGUUGAUUUUGAGAAGAACACGGAAACAGUGCUCAUAGUGUCCAAGUCAGAGAAUGAGUUCGCAACAAAUGUGAAAGAAAAUACAGCCUUGUUGUGUCAGACUAAGAGAUUUGACAGAGAUUUCCACGGGGAGCCGGCAACAGUGGCAGAUGUCGUUGCGACUUCGAAUCAAAAGAAAAAAUCAGGUCACUCAAACAUUGAACGUGCAGUGAGUUAUAUAGGAGGACCUUUGGCGUUAGAGCGCUUCAUUUCAACUGUUGUAAACUCCAGCUGUGAAGACCUACCUACAACUGCCUUGUUCAAGUGGGAUAAACUCGGUCUACCCUUUCCGGGCAUUCCUCUCUCAAAAGGCCAGAUUUGUCAAAAGUUUCGGACCUGCAACUAUAUACAGAAAUCUUGUGACCCUUACUACCGGGAAAACCCUGGUAGAACGCAGAACCAGCCCUAUUGCAACUGCAGGGACACUGCAGCAAAGGACGCUGAUGGCAUUUCGUGUCCUAGAGUUGCAGACGACGGUGGUGAGUGCGAAAUCCCGAGGCGGGAUUUGUUGGUGACUCAAAGAAGUCUGCCUUGUUUGUGCAUAUAUAGAUUUCCUGUGGUCUAUCCGUAUACUUCAGUUAGAACAGCGGACUCACUGACAGAAAAUACAGUUAAAGACGGUAAUAUUUUAAAGUGGUAUGAGAAAGAGAAAGUUGUGACCGGCCCAGCUUUGACAUGUUCGCAAUGUCCAUGUUAG
Molecule: messenger RNA, 1134 nt
Organism: Candidula unifasciata
Lineage: Eukaryota; Metazoa; Mollusca; Gastropoda; Stylommatophora; Geomitridae
Source: the annotation of a GenBank genome assembly